AGCCAAGCCGCGGGCAAGUACGUGCUGCAUUUCGAGGAGGCGCCGCCGGGCCCCGACAACCUCCUUUUCAACUGGAUUGGCGUCGUGAACGGCAACACCGUGUGCCAGACGCCGACGGAGAAGAACGCGUUCGCGGCCCAAGCCGUCGAGCACGUCGCCCACAAUGCGUCAACGUCGGCACUCUCGGACCCGGUGCAGUACCUCCAGUCGCUCGAUACGCCGGCGCGCGCGGUGGUCGGCAGUGUUGCGGCGCUCGUCGUCGUCGUCCUCGUGUUGGUGCUUGUCAAGGUCGUGCGCUCGCGCCGGACGCGGUACGAACCGGCGUCCGUGGAGUCCAACACUCCGAUGCGCCGUCGCCGCGCGUCGACCACCGAAGAAGGCAAAGAGGAAGAGCUGACGGAGACGGCGAGUACGCGCUCUGCGAUUGCUGAGAUCGAAGGUCUUAUGGAGCCUACGACAACGAUGAGUUUGCGCCCGAGCAUGAAACUCGACACGCCAAUGCAUCCGACGCGCGCAAAAGACCACGAUGCUGUCUUCUCGAGCGCAUGA
Saprolegnia parasitica CBS 223.65 is the source of this 549-nucleotide messenger RNA. RefSeq lists its product as hypothetical. The transcript has 2 exons. NCBI's taxonomy places the organism in Eukaryota, Oomycota, Saprolegniomycetes, Saprolegniales, Saprolegniaceae. The annotation marks the transcript as partial. The record is from RefSeq and is a predicted model, not a curated record.